AUGGCUUUGACAAGUGGCUAUGCAAAUCUACCAUGUGUCUUCAUGCAUGGAAGACUAGAAGUUGAUUAUGUUUUGAUUAACGAUCCUCCUGUUGAUAUUAUUGCUGAUAAUUCUAAUUCUGCUAAUAUUGUUGUUGCUGAUGAUGCUGCUAAGAAGAAAUUUGCAAAGGAUAAUAAAAUAGUGAGAUGGCAUCUGUUUAAUUAUAUGACUAACCCUCUCUUUGAUUUGUUUAUAAAUUAUAAAUCUGCUAAAGUCAUAUGGGACAGUUUGGAGAAGAAAUAUGGUGCUGAUGACGCGGGAAAAAAGAAGUAUGUCGUUGGAAAGGGGAUCAUGUUUCAGAUGGUUGAUGAUAAGCCAAUCAUGGAACAGGUUCACGAGUAUGAGAACUUGACUGCUGAUGUUUUGAACGAGGGCAUGGAGAUGUGUGAGGUUCUUCAGGCUAAUGUUCUGCUUGAAAAGUUUCCACCUUCCUGGAGUGAUUACAGGAAUCAACUGAAGCACAAGAAAAAAAACUUAACUCUUCAAGAACUGAUCAGUCACAUGAGAAUUGAGGAAAAAGACAGGUUUAAAGGAAAACGGAAGAAAGGACAAGUGAAGAAGCAGAAUUACUUCAAUAAGCCAGAGGGCCAUAUUCGAAAGUCGAAAGGACCUUGCUAUGUCUGCGGCAAAAUUGAUCACAAGGCUUUUCAGUGCAACCAGAGACAAGGACAAAACUCAAAGAAUGGAGGAAAAGCUCAAGUCCAAGCUAACCUUACUGAGGGUGGUGAUGUCAUUGCUGUUGUGGUUGUUGAGGCGAACAUGGUGGCUAACAAAACUGACUGGAUACUAGACACAGGCGCUUCAAGGCACAUUUGCGCCAACAAGUAG
Molecule: messenger RNA, 867 nt
Organism: Nicotiana attenuata
Lineage: Eukaryota; Viridiplantae; Streptophyta; Magnoliopsida; Solanales; Solanaceae
Exons: 3
Coding region: 1-867 (288 amino acids)
Source: RefSeq, a predicted model, not a curated record